Fusarium musae is the source of this 1884-nucleotide messenger RNA. RefSeq lists its product as uncharacterized. The transcript has 4 exons. Bases 1 to 1884 code for a protein of 627 amino acids. The record is from RefSeq and is a predicted model, not a curated record. Lineage: Eukaryota; Fungi; Ascomycota; Sordariomycetes; Hypocreales; Nectriaceae.
AUGGGAGAUAAUAACCACAUCGGCGAAGCUGGUCUUCACCAUCUUCCUCUGCGCAUGCGAGACGCAACGCUCUCCAAAUUCCCCUCUUUAAACCAACGAAAUGGCAAAAAAGUCCCUGAGAGCUUGCACUUCACCCCCGGGGCCUUUCGUCUCAGAUCGCCGACCGAGUCGUCGAUGAGUAGUAUUUCUUCGGCGAAUGUGCCUGAUUCUGCGACGACGCAUUCGCUUUCUACGCUGGCUAGUCCGAUAAGUACCACGUAUGCGAGCUCGAUCCAGGAGCAGUUUGCUGCUGCGACGCUGGAUGGGUCGAGGCCUGCGAGUCGGAUCUGCCAUCGACAUAAUCCGUCGAGUGGGACUUGCUCGACGUUUGUUAAUGAAGAUGAGGACGCGAUUAUUACGGGAUAUCCUGAGUUUGAUAUCAAGAUUAGGAAUCUGAAUGAGGCGCAUGGGAGACCUAUUGUGCAAGAGGUUAGGCCUGAGAGCCCCAGUACGGAGUCCUUUAUCAAAGAGGAGAGGGUUCUUACGCCAACGACAGAGUCGCAUCGCACGGAUGAUGUUUCUAAUGAUGAUGAAGACGAUUCUGAAGAAGUGUCGCAAGAGGAUGCAAACUCGGUGCUCAAUUACGCACUUCAGGUCAUCUACGGCGUCGAUCUUAAUGACGUCUCAAUCCCUCAAGACAAGGUCCAAAGCCUCGUAUCCAACUUUACCCAUGACAUAAGUCAGCAUAUUUGGCAAUCUGCUUCAGAUGGUCAAUUGUCGCACACAAUGUCAACAUCGAGCUCUUCCUCUACACCCUCGCAAGACGCUAAUGGCGAUCGUCGGGGCGGAAAGAGGAAGAAGCAAGGGAGGCGUGAAGACGACGGUGAGGAGUUUAGCGAUGGUGAAGGGUCGGGAUACUUGCCGACCAAGCGCUCGAGACCGAAUCCUAAAGAGGAUGAGAAUCUUCGAUUAAGUUGUCCGUUCCGAAAGAGGAAUCCUCAUCGGUUCAAUCACAAGCGCGAUGAUCCAUCUGCUUUCGUCUGCGACCGCUGUAGCCGCGACUUUUCUACGCGCAAAGAACUACGUGAUCAUCAACGUUUGCCGAAGGAGUACAUGUGCGACAUUGCUGAUGCUGAUGCUGAGAGUGGUAUCGAUCCCCAGACUGCCACAAAGCUGUUAAGCAGAAAGCGGGCGAGUGGUACUUCACCAGAGGCUCAGUGGAAGGAGAUCUGGAACAUUGUGUUUCCCGAUGAUGACGAUAGUGAUGUCCGACCAUAUGAAUACACACCGGUGAUUGAACACUUCGAAGUCGAAGCCAAGUACCGCGAAGCAUUCGACCAGCUCAAAUACUCCCUCCUCGACAAAAUCUCCAACCCCGCCACCCUCGAAACCCUCUCCACAAAAUUCUACCAAUGCUUCAUCGAGACUCUAGACCAAUGCAUCGCCAACGCCCAAAGCAUGCCCUACACAAACCGCAGCAACAAAAAGAACGACAUCCUCCGCUCCCAAACAACACAAAGCGUCCGCAAGCCCCGCGGUAUAAUGCCCCGCCCCGAUUCCGGCGUUGUAAUGGACGAUGGGUCUGAAGAGAGCGGGAGUGUUAUGCUGGGGCAUAGGGAUAGUGUGAGAACUGUUAGGACUGCGUUGCGGGGAAGUCAGGUUCCGGAGACUGUUAAUGAGAUAGUUCCUGCUACGGGGUUUGAGGGGCUGAUGAUGGGGAUGGAUGGGGCGGAUGUGCAGGCUUGGAAUAACGGGGUUAUGUAUCCGCAGAUUAUGCCUGAGCAACUUAUUCCCACGGGGGGUAUGACGCCGCAGACGGAGUUUGUGAAUUGGGGACAGAUAUAUCCUGGUUUUACGUUGGGGAAUGGUGUCAAUGGGUUUACGGGGUUUAAUGGACAGCAGUAA